Molecule: messenger RNA, 2747 nt
Organism: Amoebophrya sp. A25
Lineage: Eukaryota; Dinophyceae; Syndiniales; Amoebophryaceae
Source: the annotation of a GenBank genome assembly
GUUCCAACGAGCCGAUCUUUUCGCUGAUUUUCCUUUUUGAGGAUUUAUAUCUUCCAGGGUUACAUUGUUGAUGCCGCUGUUGUGAUCCUUUUUCUAUCGCUUCAACCAAUCAUUCCAAUAGCAGGUCCACCAAAGAACUUAGAAUUAAUCCUUGCCUGCGAGCAACCUCGUUGUUGUCCCUGAAUGCUAAGCUCCGGAUUUGUCUCAAGAAGAAUUGCUUUUGUUUCUUGGCAUUUCGGUUUGUAGUUCCUGCAAAGGAAUUACUCAGUGGUGAUAGUUUCUUGAUUAUCUUUUUUUCCUCGCAUCUGGCUGCAUAGAAACGUGGAAAAUGUCGGUUGAAGAAGUUAUCUUUCGGCGCCAGCCGAUAACGAAAACCGAUAUGCGCCUACUUGAGGAUGGCAACGAUCUGAACGACGCGCUACUCGAUUUCUUCCUCAAGCUUGGACAGGCGUUGUUGCCCCCGAAGGGUGAGGAACCCAACCUUCAUCCGCUAAGCUCUCUAUUCUACCAGAAGCUUACGGGUACAUAAGAAAACUUUAUUUGGCUAUGCUAUGUCGUUUUCCUUUUGCGUAUUUGAUGUCUUGCUAGGGAAGCUGCGAUGAUUUUAUGUAGGGUAGAAAACACGUUUGAUUAUCCUUAUCGUCAGUUAUGUUCUUGUGUAUAUCCUGGUUCUUGUUGAUCUUGACUGUUGUUCGACACUAUGCAUAGGUAGUGCUGCAAAGACGGGUGAGGAGGCGUGGGAAAAUAUCCAGAGAUGGACGCUGCGGAUACCUGGCGGUAUCUUCAAGCCUCCCAUGAUUGCAAUGCCAGUCAACGAGACGUUUUUAGACGAAAAGAAGAAGCCCUGCGGUCAGCAUUGGUGGUUAGCACUAAUCGUAGCUGCAAAAAAUGCGGGUGUGAAAAAGAGCAAAGACCAAAAGGAGUCCUCGAAGCGGGAUAGUUUUCCGAGUGAUCCUGAUUCAAGCUCGUACCUGUUGUGCGUGGACAGCAUGAAGAGACGGCUGCGGGAAUUCAGCGGAGCGAACAUAGUAGAUCCCGACGCGCGCGGGGGAGGAGUGAAGAUCGACUUGAAAGGGGGUGGAUCCUCAUCUUCUAACGCGGCCGCUCCAGGCGCACGCGCUGGCAGCAACAAUGCGACGCUCUCGGGUUACAACACCUUUAUCCCGAAAGUGUACAAGGAGGGUUCGUUGUGCAAAUACAGCCUAGAAAUCACAAAAGUAGAGCAAGCGGGCCACCGGAUUUGGGUCAACUUCGACGUGCAGGGCGACGGCUCGUUGGGCCCUCUGCAAAGCCCGAAGCAGUGUGCGAAACUCCUGCUCGACGGGAAGAAACAGAUCAGUGCGACAGACAUGGGCCUUCAGGUGAACAACAAUACUAGCGGAGGCCGCGUGCAGUACAAGGGCCUCCUCGAAUUUUUGAUGGACUCCCGGGAUGAUGCACGCCAGCUCACUUUUCUAUACGGCGAAGGCUGGAAGCCUCUGCCGCUGACGUUUGAUGGUUUUGCAUUGAGCAAAUUUCAGAAGGAGGUAGCGCGCUACACUCAGGGCAUGAUGCGAAAAGAAUGGGAGCGAGAUCGAAAGGGAGACAAGAAGGCGAUCAAAGCGUAUGAGGAAUUAUUGAUUUCUUGUAGUUAACAGAAAAAUUCAAUUGCUAGGUUAGGCACAGAUAUGACUUUUGCUGAGAAAAUAGAUUCAAAUUGUUCUAUGCUCCCAAACCGAAAAAAUAGGUUCGACAAGACGCAGAUCCGAGCAGUUGCAGUCGAUGCGCCUCAGCAAGAGAACUUGAACGAUUGCGGUGUCUUUGUGCUAGAGAACUGUCUCAAUUUACUGACGCUAGGACGCACUUACCCCCGAAAGAUCCUGGAGGACCCACUGCGCGACAGCUUGAAAUGGGUGGGACAGAUAGAAGUGCGGCAUCGACGAAGAAGGUACUCGUUGUACUACUUCUAGGAACCCUGUUUUGGUUGAUUAUAGUAUUCAGUUUUUUGAUUUUAUUACUCUUCUAGACGAGAUGACAUUUUUCGUUUUGAAUCUUGGCAGGCAUUUUUUACAAUUUGAAUUUCUCUCAGGUUGUUGCAAUGUGUGCAGCUAUUGUUCGACAUGAAGGCAAAAUACGGAACGGGCGAUUUGGAGGAGCUUUUUUCGAAGGACGCGCAGUUGAAAAGAGAUGUAAUUGAGUGUCUCACAGAUCUACCGUCAGAAGACGAAGCCGAACCAAGUGCGAAGAGGCAGAGAGUCUAAGCAGUUUCUUUCUGCACAUACGCAUUUAGAAGUACGCGAGAAGUACUUAAGCAGAACCUUUUCUGGUGUCGCGUGUGGGUUAGCAAUAUGCUGUCGUUGAUGCCUGUGGAGUCGUCGUGCCGCGGACCCGCAGGCGACGUCCCAAAUUAAAGAAGUGAUACAUAGUUCCUCGUGAAGACCCCACUGCUGCAAUUGAACCCUUAUUCUUGACAACGUAUUGAAUUUCCCAUGUGCCCGCCCCUCUAUACACAUAUAUAUAAUGAUUGGAUUUCUACUACUAUCAGUGAAAAAUCGAGAUGGUUGUAGCAGUGCACUAUCUCCUGCAGUGCCCUUCCGAAAUCACGGAGGUGUCACCUUGACACUCAAAUGGUGAAAAAACUUUUGAUACCGCGCAAGAAAAAGUAUUAAGGGUAGGUUAAAGGUGCUUUUCUUACCGCUUUGUAUGCCUCUCCUAAGGGAGAAAGGCAUAACAAGCGGGGUAAGCGAGCACCAAAAGCCUACCUCUAA